This is a messenger RNA of Papaver somniferum (opium poppy), 4041 nucleotides long. RefSeq names its product filament-like plant protein 7. Lineage: Eukaryota; Viridiplantae; Streptophyta; Magnoliopsida; Ranunculales; Papaveraceae. The record is from RefSeq and is a predicted model, not a curated record. The transcript is spliced from 6 exons. Bases 471 to 3722 code for a protein of 1083 amino acids.
ACUGACUUCACUUCUACACGAUAGGACGUUUCUCCUUUCUCUCUUUCUCUUUCCCUUUCUUUUUCUUUUUCUUUGGUUUCUGCUUUUAUGGUAAUCUCUCUCCAUCAACAGUCUAUCAAUCCAACUCUUUUUCUUCUCCUCUUCUAAUUCCUGUGCAUAAAACCCCUUGAUACUAUAAUCUACCCCUAUAUAUGUAUGAACAAUGAAAAUGCAAUCCCAACUAAAAGUCUGAAUCCCAUUAUCUAUGUCUUCAUUUUACCUCACAUUUGUUAGGUGGAGGUGAUGAUGAUAAUCAUGCCAAGUUUCUUUCAUCUCUAGCUAAUUUCUCAUUCUUCUUACCUUUUUUUCUUCACUCUCCACUCACUCUGCUUCGCUUAUCUUGUCGGUGGUGGUCAUGUCUUACUGUUUUGAUGCUUCAUAAUUUCAGUAAUUAAUAAAAUUGCUUAGCAUUUUUAGCAGUUUGUGAAAUCAUGGACCACAAACCAUGGCCUUGGAGGAAGAAAUCUUCAGAGAAAACUAUAUCUGUAGGCGAUAAAGUUCCAUCAGCAGAAGAGAAACUUAUGAAUGAAAAUAUAAUUGAAUUGGAGAAAUCUGUGGAAAUUUUGAACCAGAAACUAUCUUCUGCCCUCGCCGAAUGCAAUAUUAAAAGCCAACUUGCAGUAAAGAAUGGGGAAGUCGCCAAAGAAGCCAUUGCAGGGUGGGAAAAGGAAAAAGCAGAAUCGUCAUCUCUCAAGCAACAACUGGAUGAAGCCUUACAGCAGACGGUAUUGAAAGAUGAAAGAAUAGCUCAUUUGGAUGCGGCUUUAAAGGAAUGUAUGCAGCAGUUACGAUUUGUCAGGGAGGAGAAGGAGCAAAGAAUUAAUGAUAUUAUUGUGAAGACAGGGAAAGAAAGUGAAAAGAUGAAGAUGAUUUUAGAAGAGAAGAUAGCAGAAGCUAAUAAGAGCCUUGAAAAUUUAAUUGCUGAGUAUAACAAUCUAAGUAAGGUUCUUCAUGAGAAGGAGAUUCUGAUCGAAGAGCUUAACGAACGCAACUUCCAAGCAGAAGCAGAUUUUAAUGCAUUAAUGUCUCGAUUUAACUCCGCUGAAAAAACAAAUGCUUCUCUGAAAUAUGAGGUUUGCAUUAUUGAGAAGGAACUUGAGAUUCGAAACGAAGAGAGGGACUUCAAUCGUCAAACAGCCGAUGCGACUCAGAAGCUACACCUUGAAAGCGUAAAGAAGAUUGCCAAGUUAGAGUCGGAGUGUCAAAGAUUGCGUAUCCUGGUUCGAAAACGAUUGCCAGGACCUGCUGCUUUGGCGACAAUGAAAACUGAAGUUGAAAUGCUAGGAAUAGGAAGAGAAGCAACUGAUACAAGGAGAAAGUCGGUUCCUCCAAUGAGGGGUUCGAUGGUAAAGGACUUCAGGAAGGAGAUUUCUUCGGGUAGUCUGAACAAGCAGACUAAUUAUUUGAUUGAAAGAUUAUGUGCUGUGGAAGAAGAAAACAAAACUCUCAAGGAAACCUUAUUGAAGAAAGACAGUGAACUCGAAUCUUCAAUGCUCAUAUGUGCACGGACAGCUUCCAAUUUAUCUCAGGCUGAGGCUCAGCUUGCAGAAUUAUCGAAAAGUCAGAAAAUUAUGGAGCUUGCAAGGAAUUCUCCAGUAUCCCCCUUAGCAUCAAUAGUCGAGGACAGGAGCAAUGGAGAUGCUGAAUCAUGGGCUAGUCCUGCACUAAUUUCUGAACUGAAUCAAUUCAAGAAUGAUAAGUCACGGGGGUCUCAAUCGAGCAAAAGUUUUGGAGGUUCAGACAUAAGUCUUAUGGAUGACUUCGCCGAGAUGGAAAAAAUGGCAAUAGUUUCUGUGGACAAGUCUUUAGGAAGUUCCCACAUCUCCGAUGAAAGCAACACACCUAGAGUAAACCAAGAAAAGGAAGUGAGGAAAGGAACUAGUAGGGAGCUAUUUCCAGUGACCGACAGUCCCUCUGGGUUUACAGAUAAAAUGCAUAAGGGCAUCCUGAAAUAUCCUGGGUGGAUCCAAGAUAUUUUGAGAAUUGUCUUCGAGCAGAAACGUGUCACACAGAGAAACGUUGACGACAUUCUUGCAGAUAUCCUAGCUGCUUCCAGCUGCAUGAGUAUCCAGGGUGAACAUGAAGCAACUGAUGUAAAUAAGAAUUUGAGCCUUUCAAGCGCAUCAGAACAACCAAAUAUUAGCGGCUACAUUGCAUGGAAACCUCAAAAUGCAUCAGAAGCAGUGGAUUCUGAUCAAGCGUCUGCUGCAGAUAUCUCCCUGAAGGAAGUGUGCGAAGAGAAGAUUCAAUCAAGUCUAAGCAAAUCACUUCGUAAACUGAUCGAGCUUAUUGAAGGGAUUAUUAGUCAACCAUCUUCACUUGAUUACAAUGACCAAAACAACUUACCAAGAAAUGAUGGGAGUUCAUUCCCAUAUGACAACGCAGCAACAUCUACAGGCUACAUGGUUCGUGUUUUCCAAUGGAAAAAUUCUGAACUCAGUUCUGUUCUGCGUAAGUUCUCUCAUACUUGUAAUGAUCUCUUGAACGGUAAAAGUGAUCUUGAACAAUUUGCUACAGAGCUAACUUUAGCUUUUGACUGGGCAAUGAACCAUUGCUUCUCCCUUCAAGACGUUUCAAGUAUGAGAGACACAAUGAAAAAGAAUUUUGAUUGGGAUGAGUCACAAAGCGAAAAUGAUAACCAGUCCCCACCUAUUUUCUCAUCUGCUAUUUUGAAGGAGCGAACUUUAAUACAUCAGAUGGAGGAAAUGCAAUCCAAAUUGAAAGAAGAAAACAGAAUGCUAAAGGAAGAGAUAGCAGAGAAGGAGUUAGCAAAGAAAGAUUUGGAGGGAAGGAUUCAGUCAGCAACUAAUAAGAUAGAAGAAUUGAUGAUUCAACUGCAAGAUUCGGAGAAAAGCAUUUCAAGCUUGCAAUCUAUAGUAGCAACAUUAAGAGAGUCAAAGGGGAUGGUUGAAGACCAGCUUGUAAGCCACAAGUUGCUUGAGGAGGAUCUCAAUACCCAACUCUCGGUGGCCACUGUCGAGUUAAGUGAAGCUCGCCAAAAUAUUUCAUCUCUUGAAGCAGAAUUGGAAGAUAGAAGCACCUGUUGUCAAAAGCUAGAAUCAUCAUGCCUCGAGUUACAACUGCAGCUAGCAAGUCUGACGAAGAAGGAAUUGUCCCAGUAUGAGGCACAGCGAAACAAUAGGCAACUCAAAACUGACUGGGAAAUUACAGCAGCUUCAGAAAAGUUGGCAGAGUGUCAAGCAACCAUCUUCAAUCUAGGUAAACAAUUGAAGGCAUUGGCUCCCCCUAAGGACACUACUCUCUUGGAGAAUGCUACUUCUACCACCACUGCCGCCACCACCAACAACAAGACAACCAUGACGAACAAGAAUUUGAACAAUCAACGCCCAUCUCUUCUAAAUCACAUUUUAGCUGACGAUGACACCGGAGUUGAAGAUGAUCCUAAUUCCCCCAUGAUGAAAGAGAUCAUAUGCACCACAGACUCUCGAAAACCACCCUCAGGUAGCCUCAAAGAUUCCCACAUUGAUCCCAACAGUUCAUCGAAGUCCAUUAGAGGUUACCUUGGUUCAAACGAAACAAAUUACAAGAGGUCUACUGAAAUGUCUCUAGCUAUUAUUCCUAGUAAAAAACGCGGAAACAGCGGCAGUGGUGGUUUUCUGCGGAAACUUUUGUCGAGAAGGAAAACUGGUAGUCUGAAGAUGUCCAUCCCCACUGUUCUCUAAUAACACAAACUACUGAUUCAGUAUACUGCAGAAAAGAGAUUUCUGCACGUUGCUGGGCAAUGCUAUUACAAUUAAUUUUAUAGAUGUCAAUUCCCACUGUUAUCUGAUCUCUAAUAACACAAACUAUUUAGGUAGUGUAUCGCAAAAGGGAGAGACUUCUGUUUGUACUGGGUGAUGCUGUUGAGCUGUUUAAAUUUUAUCGGUUCUAUUCAUAUGGUGCUUUAUUUGUAUGUACUGGUGAGGUACACAUAUCUAAUAGUGUAUAUGCUUGAGAACAGAAAUGAAAAAGUUGACAUAGUGUGAGUUCAUACUUGUGCGA